GUGACUAAAAACAGAACUCUCCUCGUUGAUGAUUGUUUGUUGAUGACUUUUGGAUCUGAUGAGACAAACUACACGACAACGAUAGCUCAGAUGAAUUUGCUGGUGCUCUCUUCGUUCGUUCGUGUCGCUGAUGCUGCAUGCAAUACGGUACAGUUCAACCAAUCAAUCACCAAUCAACUUGUCGCCAAAAAACUGCUUCCUUUCUUGUUCUUUCUUUCGUCCUCUUCUUCUCGUUCAUCCACUUUUUGUCACCACCGGCUUUCCAGAGACGCUGCUAGCUAGCUAGCUACUAGUAGUGAGCACUCGUGGAGGAGCUAAAGUGAUGAAGAUGAGGAUGAUACUAGCUAGGAGGCAACCAAUGUCAAUACAAAUAAUAAUGAUCGCGGAGGUUGAUGGGUUGGGGUCUUCUGGUUUCAAGACAAGAACAACGUGGUGACCUGUCGAGCAAGAAUUGACGAGUGGCAUUAUGUAGCCGUAACUCUAAUGAGCUCAAAAAGGUUAGAGUUUACCUUGCCAAAACACAUGAACUUUCGCACUUCUACAAACGGCCAAAUGGCUUGACUUUUGCGGGAUCCCUCCCUGGAAACUGAAUUGGGUGGAUCUCCUCUCAUCUUUCCCUCUGCUCUGUCCUUUACUCUACCAAACCUUGACCAUGGCGACCCCCAGCACCUUACCAACAACAGCACCAACCAGCAGCGGCAGUAACAAAGGCCCACCUGUGAAUGGGAGUGAUGCCGUGCAUCUGCACCAUGAGUCGAGCUUGGCACCCUUCAAUCCGACCUGUGAUCAAGCAUCGGAGACGGCUCGCAAGAUGCUCCAGUUGAAAGACACAGAUGUCUUGUUUGAUUUGGGAUGUGGUGAUGCUCGUAUGCUUCUUCAUGCGGCUGCCAUGACACCUGGGCUCUUGUGUGUGGGAAUCGAAUUGGAUCCUGUCUUUGUGCAGAGAGGUCGUGAGGCACUGAAACAGUUACCCGAAGAUGUGCAACGACGUGUGGAUAUCCGACAAGGGGAUUUAUUGCAGUUGCUCAAGGAUUACCAAGAGGGAAAAGAAGAAGACGCAACCACAGCCAAACAGGAAGAGGAUUCGACUGGUAUUCUGGGAGAGGACUGUCGUGGUCUGAGUUUAUUCCGUAAUGCUACAGCCUUGUACAUGUUCUUGUUGCCCAAAGGAAUCAAGAAAAUCCAACCGUUAUUGAAUGCAUUGGCCCAACACUGUGGAAACGACAACAAUCGAAAUUUCAGAGUGGUAAACUACAUGUUCUCUGUGAGGGAAUGGGAACCUACAAUGGUGGAUAAGACCACCAAGGGGGAUGCUCCAAUCUAUCUCUACAACAAAUUUGGCAACAACAAGAAAGACAACGAGUAGAAGGAAUCAAUCGAAUGACGACCGUUCGUGGGUCAAAGAAUACUGAUAGAGAAAGCGAGCUGUAUGAGUGGUGCAGGGAUGUCGAAUGCGAUCGGGCCGAACGAGGAAAGAACAAAGACUCGGAAUAGAAUUCUAGCUAGCCUAGCUAGGGGUUAAAAACAGGCGACAAUACGUAGGCAAUGGUUUUGCUGGG
Seminavis robusta is the source of this 1559-nucleotide messenger RNA. The record is from the annotation of a GenBank genome assembly. Lineage: Eukaryota; Bacillariophyta; Bacillariophyceae; Naviculales; Naviculaceae.